Hypanus sabinus (Atlantic stingray) is the source of this 2354-nucleotide messenger RNA. RefSeq names its product transmembrane emp24 domain-containing protein 4. The transcript is spliced from 5 exons. Bases 52 to 711 code for a protein of 219 amino acids. Lineage: Eukaryota; Metazoa; Chordata; Chondrichthyes; Myliobatiformes; Dasyatidae. Gene Ontology annotation, biological process: endoplasmic reticulum to Golgi vesicle-mediated transport; intracellular protein transport; Golgi organization. The record is from RefSeq and is a predicted model, not a curated record. Gene Ontology annotation, cellular component: Golgi apparatus; endoplasmic reticulum; COPII-coated ER to Golgi transport vesicle.
GAGGCAGGCUCCGGGGCGCAGGCGCAGUUGAGGGGUAGGGUGGCCGUAGGGAUGCGGGUGAGCGGCGCGCUUUUCUCGGCUUGGCUGGGCUUACAGCUCGGCCUGUCGCAGGGAAUCUACUUCCACAUCGGCGAGACCGAGAAAAAAUGCUUCAUAGAGGAGAUUCCCGACGAGACCAUGGUGAUCGGUAACUACCGGACUCAACUAUGGGAUAAGCAGUUGGAAACCUUUCUGCCCUCAACUCCAGGACUGGGAAUGCACGUUGAAGUGCGCGAUCCUGAUAUGAAGGUGAUCCUGUCCCGACAGUAUGGCUCUGAAGGACGAUUCACCUUCACCUCUCACACUCCAGGUGAGCAUCAGAUCUGCCUCCACUCCAACUCAACAAAGAUGUCAUUAUUUGCAGGUGGCAAGCUGCGAGUGCACCUUGAUAUCCAAGUGGGGGAGCAUGCCAAUAAUUAUCCAGAAAUUGCAGCAAAGGAUAAAUUGACAGAACUACAGCUACGAGUUCGACAGUUGCUGGACCAGGUUGAGCAGAUUCAGAAAGAACAGAACUAUCAAAGGUAUCGGGAAGAGCGAUUCCGGCUGACAAGUGAAAGCACGAACCAGCGUGUGCUGUGGUGGUCAAUUGCGCAGACAAUUAUUCUGAUCCUAACUGGGAUCUGGCAGAUGAAGCACCUGAAGAGCUUCUUUGAGGCAAAGAAACUGGUGUAGACAAUUGCCAGCUGUCACAAUUGCAAGAACAUGACAGCAAAACUCAAUCCCCUGUCUUCGCUGACCUGCAAUACAAUGUGACUUUAUACAUGUGGUACUAAAAGCUCCUCUGGAAAGUUUAGGAGGCAAAGGUUUGGUUACUUUUAAAAUGGUUACAGGUUGUAAAACAAUUGGUGCAAGGGUCCCCCGGUGUGUGAAGAAAUGUUAGUUUGUAGUUAACUGUGAUUGUAGAUUAUAAGUUCCUUCCAAAGAGACUGCUUUCCUCAUUGUGUUUUGGAUCUGAGCAAGCCUUCUGUGGAAUUCAGCCAUCCCAAAGAGUUCUUUGCAUUUUGCCAAAAUUUUCAUAGAAUGCCAACUUGGGUUUCCACAAAGUGCAAAGUUUGUGUUUUUUUUUGUCAGGUACAACACAGUUCAUGCUGAGAAAUCAGGCCAAACUGCUGCUUAUAUUUGUCACUUGUGAGAGCCCAGACACAUUUCCCUUCUGCUCUUAAAUUAUAACUUUGGGUAAUUCUUCUGGGUUCUCGAAACAAGUCGCAAAGGCAAACAGAGUAAAGAAACAGUUGGAAAUGUACUGAAGGGAGAAAAUUUUCACAUUCACUUCUCAGCAGAAUCCCUUGUACCCAAAAAUAUUUUACUCUGCACAAGGCACCCCAGUUGUAAUCCUUGAAUUAUUUCUGGCCUAAGGGUCAUCUCGUUGUGACAGGUUGGGAUUAGUGAUCAGUGCAGUUAUUUUUGGAACUCAAUUCUGUGUGCCAAUAGAGUAAUGUAGAGAGCGGGAGAAACAGGUGUUCUACCUCUCAGAGACUUUUUGUAUUGUCCAAGUGAACUGUUUAAUUUUUCUUCCAAAACAGUACCUCGGAAGCAAACUGUAAAAGGCCUGUCUUAACUCUGCACUCACACGGGUGCUGAAGGAAAUGGCUGAGCUUCUGCCCUCUGGAGAAUAUGAACAGGGUGGUUUAACACCCAUGCCUCAGUUGUACAAAUCCCAGGAGUUGUGGCCAAUCAAGACGAUGCUACCAGGUUCCCCUCCUUGUAGUUCUAGUAACCUGGCUUCUGAGGGGGCAGGGGCAGGGCAAAUACCUUGGGUUUCUUACAGGACCUGCAGGUGCCCCAUGUAGGAAAUGGCCGUGUCUGCUCCUGUGCUCUCCCUAGCGGGUUGUUUUGUGUGAAAUCCUUUGUCAGUGCAGAUGCUAAUUGGGCUCUGAGCUGGUAGUGAAGGCAGAAGAAACACUGAAGGUUAUGGCUCUGGCUUAAUUUUAACUGCCAAUGGCUUGGUUUUUGCCCAGUGGAUAACAUUUACAAUUGUUCCCAGCAGUCUCUUUAUUUUCAAGCAAGAUCCACACUAUGAAUAGCAAUGAGUAGGGGUAUCUCUUAAGCUCUCCAGUUGGCCUACAGCCGUUCUAGCUCACCCCUUUGACAUUGCUGUUGUGUGAAGCACUAUGUUAAGAAUCUGUGGUGUUAACAGUUUGUGCAUGGACAGAGGAAGCUGCUACACUGGAAAUGUUUUGGGCGACCGGCAUCUUGAGAACUUGGUGAUUGCCCUGAUUUCUCCAAUCUUUCUGUUCCUCAUUUUGGCACAUACUAUAUUAUUGGACUUGGUGAGAAAUAAAGAUUUUAAAUAAAUUUCUUAAUGUUGUUUUAAA